Messenger RNA from Triticum urartu, 593 nucleotides. Lineage: Eukaryota; Viridiplantae; Streptophyta; Magnoliopsida; Poales; Poaceae. The record is from RefSeq and is a predicted model, not a curated record.
UCGCAUCGGCCGGAGAUGUAUGGCGUACGUACGCCGACUAUAAAGCUUCCUCUCCGGCCGGCACAGGCCCAUAUCCCUCACCUCCCACACCACAAACCGCGCCAUCACUCGCAUUCACAGGGCAUCAGACAGACAGGCGAGGCCGGCCACAUACCACACCUCCACGGCCAUGGAGCACCGCCGGAGCCGCCCCCCCCUGGAGGACCACGCGGGCCCUUCUCUGUAAGCAGCCUGGCGAUGCUGCUGGUCGGGGCGCUGCUGCCCGCUGCCUCGGCCGCGUCGGCGGACGGCUGCCCUGUCGGCGGCGAGCGGGCGAGCAAGGAGCAGGGGAGGAGUGGCCGUCGUCAUCACCGGAAGCAUGAGGUGGCGGAGGAGCUGUGGGUGUUCGGCGACUCGUACGCGGACACGGGGAACCUGGGGAACCUGGGGCGGGAGCUCACCCACGCCUGGUACGACCCCUACGGCCGCACCUUCCCGCGCCGCCCCGCCGGCCGCUUCUCCGACGGCCGCGUCCUCACCGACUUCGUCGCUUCGGCGCUGGGGAUGCGGACGCCGGUGGCCUACAAGGCGCGGCGGCGGGCGUCGCGGGAGAC